Molecule: messenger RNA, 2288 nt
Organism: Erigeron canadensis
Lineage: Eukaryota; Viridiplantae; Streptophyta; Magnoliopsida; Asterales; Asteraceae
Product: J domain-containing protein required for chloroplast accumulation response 1
Exons: 9
Coding region: 77-2032 (651 amino acids)
Biological process (GO): clathrin-dependent endocytosis; clathrin coat disassembly
Cellular component (GO): intracellular membrane-bounded organelle; cytoplasm; vesicle
Molecular function (GO): clathrin binding
Source: RefSeq, a predicted model, not a curated record
AUCUAUCUUUGUUGCGUACCUAAACCAUUUUCUUUCAUGUUUUGAUUAAUCCAACAGUGAAUUGAAUAAUAAAUAUAUGGAAAGACUAACUCGAACUGCUAAUCUGCCACUUAUGCGAUUCGGACGAUCUUUUGAAAAGGAAGCCAGUUCUUCUGCUAUGGACACACGUCCAAGAAAUUCGGAUGAUGUUGUUGAUGAUGAUGUUGAUUUUGAUGAUGUGUUUGGUGGGCCUCCCACACGUACGAGGUAUAGUUUUGGAGGUAGUAGGAUUAAGUCGUCUGAAGAAUCGUCCACGAGUUCAGUGUCAGGAUUGUGUGAGCGGCCGGUUUUUGGUGAGUCGUAUAGUUCGCCUAGACGGCCUACCAGUGAUGAUUUUUAUGAUGAUAUCUUUAGAAGAAGUGAUGAAUCUGUUCGGUCUCCUUCUUAUUCCACUUCACUUCCUGCUGAAUUCAGUCUGCCUGCAAAGAUGAUCAAAGGUGUAGAUAUUCCUGUAUUCGGUUCAAAUGUGCAUACACCAAAUACUUCUUUCUCUAGAUAUUCAUCUGGUCAAACAUUGUUAUCUCGUGAAUCAUCUAGUGUUAAGGAUUCAACACACUUUGCACAAUCUAAUGAAGAUGAAGUUGAGCAAAAGUCUAAGACUAGAACAACGCGAAUAGGAUCUCCGAGUAGUGAAUUUCACUUUUCUAUACAUAAAUGGGCGAAUGUAGGAGUGCCGUUAUUGAUGUCUCUUCGUGGAGGCAAACAUCCGACUUUGAAAGGAAGCAGUAAAGUUAGCGCGUUAUCAAUGGACAAUAUGCAAGAAUCUGUCUUUCCAAAUGAGAAAUUAUCUGCAGAGACGGCAGAUGUGAACCUUCCAUCUGCAAUUGGUUCAAUGGAAGUGACCGAGAAAGAAACUUUAACUGUAAAACAGGAAGUUAAAGAGCAUGUGGUCGUACCUCCAGCUCCAAUUUCACUAGUACACGAUGAGAUUGAAAAAAAAGGUCAUGGAGAGGCUGGAAGAGAGGUAGAAGAGAAGAAAAGCGUGGAGACAAGUAAGAAAAAAGUUGAGGCGAAAAAGACUAAUGACAGUAAAAAAGUAGAGGCAAAUAAGCCUGUUAUUGGAUCGCCUAAAAGGUCGCCUAAAAACCGAGUCAAGGGUAUGGUCAAAGAUUUCUUCAAGAUAUCUAAUCAAGACAGUCCGCCAAAGGCCAAAAAGAAUGUGAGCUCUAGAUGGAUACCUAGUGCCAGAAAUCGAACUCAAGAAGAAGUCGAUGAAAUCAUUUCAAAAUUGGAUACAUUUCCAGCAGCGAAUGCAGAAGCGAUACCAGAUGCCUCAAAGACAUCAAAAUUGGCCAGUGAAUUGUCUGCAGAAAAUGUCAAAGUAGGACUAGAUGCUUCAAGCGCAAUGCCAUUGGAUAGUAAAUUGACUGCGGAAAAUGCUAAAAUGAACACUGAUGCUUCAAGCACAAUACCAUUGCCUAGUAAAGUGCCUGCAGAAAAUGUGAAAAUGGCACCGGAUGCUUCAUAUAUGGUGGAGGAACAAACUGGGAAAAUUAACAAGCAGAAAUAUGCACAGAAUCGUACUAUUAGAAAACUUGAAGAUAUUAACUUUCAAAAGGACUCUUCAGCAGCUUCAGAAUCCGUUCCUUAUGGUUCUAAGGCUAGUGUUGAAAAAAUAGACGAUUUCCUGAUAGAAGAAUUGCCUCCUGUAGAGGACAACCAAUCUAAAACUCAAGAAGAAUCCGAGGCCAUCAUGGCUUUGGAUUCAAAAAUCCGUAUGUGGUCAAGUGGAAGAAAAGGAAACAUUCGUUCACUACUCUCGACUUUACAGCUUGUUCUGUGGGCUGAGAGUGGCUGGAAGCCGGUAGCACUUGUUGAUAUAAUAGAAUCGAAUGCCGUGAAGAAAGCUUAUAAUCGGGCCAUGUUAUGUUUGCACCCCGAUAAGUUACAGCAAAAAGGCGCGGAUGCACAAAAAAAGUACAUAGCAGAAAAGGUCUUUGAUAUACUUCAGGAAGCAUGGGAUCAUUUUAACACACUUGGUACUCUACUUUGACCAUUGAAGGUCCCAUUUCAUCAUGAUUGCUCCCACCACCACCAAACAAGACAAUCUUUCAAUUGUGAAUAUCAUCAUCAUAUUGACUAUGCCUGCAUAAAGGAGUUUUACUUUUUCAAAUUUUGAGCACAAAACUAGUUACAUACCACAAUUUUUAAUUUAAUUUUUGUUCUAUAGAAACUAUAUAUUAUAAGUUUUAUUUUGUGUUACAAGUUUGGCAUGAAUAUCGACAAGCACAAAUUUUACUUUGGCGAAA